Messenger RNA from Prinia subflava (tawny-flanked prinia), 5723 nucleotides. RefSeq names its product amyloid beta precursor protein binding family B member 2 (gene APBB2). Gene Ontology annotation, molecular function: transcription factor binding; amyloid-beta binding. Gene Ontology annotation, biological process: regulation of DNA-templated transcription. Lineage: Eukaryota; Metazoa; Chordata; Aves; Passeriformes; Cisticolidae. The coding region runs from base 384 to 2648 and encodes 754 amino acids. The record is from RefSeq and is a predicted model, not a curated record. Gene Ontology annotation, cellular component: nucleus; cytoplasm. The transcript has 17 exons.
UGGCGGCCGGCGGCCGGAAUCGUUUCCUGGGUAAGCGCAGCGGGCUGGGAAGCGUUUCCGGAAGGCUGGCCGCAUCCCGCAGCGGCUUCAGGCGCCUCCGGGCCGGGCGGCGGAGCGGCGCGGCGGGCAGCUUUCCUGAUUUCUGCAGCGGCCUGAGGGGGUGCUGGUGCUCCAGAACGCGGUGCUCUUGUACUGUGCUCUUUCCACCACCAAGCUGGGAAGAUUAAGGGUUUCGGUCUGUGCUUUGGAGGCAGCUGCCAGCGUGUGGUGAUGUGCUGACUGGCACUAUGGGCAGGCGGUACCCAGGGGCUCACUAUCGGCCAAGCAGCUCAUAUUUCAAAUUAUAAUCUAUUUCCUGAUGCAUUGCUGACGCCCCGCGAGCCAUGUCAGAAGUACUUCCAGUCGAUUCCGGCGUGGACGCGCUGGCAGUGUUUAUGGCAAGCGGCAGCACGACGGAUGUUGUGAACCGCAACAGCCCCGCCACGCCGCCCAACACCCUGAACCUGCGCUCCUCUCACAACGAGCUCCUGAACGCGGAGAUCAGGCACUCGGAGGGCAAGAACAGCACCCCUCCGAAAUGCAGGAAGAAGUAUGCGCUGACCAACAUUCAGACGGCCAUGGGCCUUUCCGAUCCGGCAGCUCAGCCCCUCCUGGGGAACGGCUCUGCCAACAUAAAGCUGGUGAAGAAUGGGGAAAACCAGCUCAGGAAAGCUGCCGAGCAGGGACAGCAGGAUCCCAACAAAAACCUCGGUACCACUGCAGGUGUGACUGUGACUUCUGAGAAGUUUGAAAGCAAUGAGCCGAUCCCGCAGGAUUCCUCCGGCUGUGAAAUAUUACCCUCGCAGCCGAGGAGGACCAAGAGCUUCCUGAAUUACUAUGCCGACCUGGAGACAUCGGCUCGAGAUCUAGAGCAGGGGUUCGUUGCGAUGGACGAUAAGUCCGCACAAAGCAACAGCCAGGCUUCUACUGUUAUCGUCAAUGGGAAGGUCCUGGCCCGGAAACAGAACAAGGUGCCAAGCCCAGAGGAUGGCCAGGUCGCCACGGUGUCAUCAAGCCCCGAGACAAAGAAAGAUCACCCAAAAACUGGGGCCAAAACAGACUGUGCCCUCCACAGGAUUCAGAACCUGGCCCCAAGUGAUGAGGACUCCAGCUGGACUACCCUGUCCCAGGACAGCGCCUCGCCAAGCUCGCCUGAUGAAACAGCAGAUAUAUGGAGUGAUCAUUCAUUUCAGACAGACCCAGACUUACCACCUGGUUGGAAAAAAGUAAAUGACAUUGCUGGGAUCUACUACUGGCACAUACCAACAGGAACAACUCAAUGGCAGCGUCCUGUGUCCAUCCCAACAGAUCUCCAGGGCUCACGAGAAGGAUCGCUUGGUUCCAUUACUCCAUCUCCUACUCCAGAAACUGAGAAACAGCCAUGGAGUGAUUUUGCUGUACUGAAUGGGGGAAAGAUUAAUAGUGACAUUUGGAAGGACCUGCAUGCAGCCACUGUGAACCCAGACCCAAGUCUGAAAGAGUUUGAAGGAGCAACAUUACGUUAUGCCUCUUUGAAGCUCAGAAAUGGUCCACAAUCUGAUGAUGACGAUUCUUGUAGCAUCAACAGUGAUCCAGAGGCCAAGUGCUUUGCUGUGCGAUCUCUGGGCUGGGUAGAAAUGGCAGAAGAAGAUCUGGCUCCUGGGAAGAGCAGUGUUGCUGUGAACAAUUGCAUCAGACAACUCUCUUACUGUAAAAAUGACAUCAGAGACACUGUUGGCAUUUGGGGAGAGGGCAAGGACAUGUACCUCAUACUGGAAAAUGACAUGCUGAACCUGAUUGAUCCCAUGGACCGCACAGUUCUGCAUUCGCAGCCCAUUGUGAGCAUCAGAGUCUGGGGCGUGGGGCGUGACAACGGUCGAGAUUUUGCUUAUGUGGCAAGAGACAAAGACACAAGAAUUCUGAAAUGUCAUGUGUUUCGAUGUGACACACCUGCAAAAGCCAUUGCCACGAGUUUACACGAAAUCUGCUCAAAGAUUAUGGCUGAACGGAAGAAUGCUAAAGCUGUGGCUUGCAGCUCAUUGCAAGACAGGACAAAUGUCACCCUUGACGUUCCUCUGCAAGUAGAUUUCCCAACACCAAAGACAGAACUGGUCCAGAAGUUUCACGUCCAGUACCUGGGCAUGCUACCUGUAGCUAAACCUGUGGGAAUGGAUACUCUGAACAGUGCCAUUGAAAGUCUAAUGGCUUCCUCUAGCAAAGAUGACUGGUUGCCAGUUACCAUGAACGUUGCUGAUGCUACUGUCACAGUCAUCAAUGAAAGAAAUGAAGAGGAAGUCAUGGUGGAGUGUCGUGUGCGGUUCCUGUCCUUCAUGGGAGUUGGCAAAGACAUCCACACGUUCGCCUUCAUCAUGGACACAGGAAACCAGCAUUUUGAGUGCCAUGUGUUCUGGUGUGAACCAAAUGCAGGCAAUGUAUCAGAAGCUGUUCAGGCUGCUUGUAUGUUACGGUAUCAGAAGUGCUUAGUAGCCAGACCUCCUUCACAGAAAGUUCGGCCACCCCCGCCUCCUGCAGACUCGGUGACCAGGAGAGUUACAACGAACGUAAAGAGAGGAGUCUUGUCCCUCAUUGACACUUUGAAACAGAAGCGUCCCAUCACUGAGAUGCCCUAGCUGUGUACGAGAGCAGAUUCUCCUGCAUUUGACUGAAGAUAACAGCGGCUACACGAAGGAAAUGAACGGACGAUGUCUGACCUUCCAUUUCAGUUGCUGAUGCUUUCUCCUCAGAGAAUUUACCCCUAUCGAAACAAUGUUAGACAAGCAUGUUCUCUUGUUCUUGCCACCAUCAUGUGAUAUGAAAAGAAGCAUGAAUAUUUUUUUUGCUGUCACUGAGUUACAUCAUGGGCGAUGGAAGGUCUGUUUGAUUGUAAAUACAUGAACAGUACUUAAACUCACGCAAAAAAGAGAAUAUGGCCACGUCCCUCCUGGUGAACUCAUGCUAAAGUCCUUGGAGUGAAUGAUGCCUGAGUUAAAAGUUUCACCUUCUUGAGCUGGAUUUGUCACAAACGAAUCUUAAAUCCUACAGCACUUUGCUCUCUUCAACACUGGAAUAGGUAUCAAGUAUUAGCUACAACUGAAUUACUGUAGAUUUAAUGCCAAGUUUUAUUUUGUACAGAACUACACCUGUUUUAAAUUGUUUGGCAGCAUUGGUCUAGCAACUGCUUUGACAUCUCCCUGACAUGUUUUUAAAUAAUAGUGUCAUUUUGUCAUCUUCUGGUUACACAUUAUGGUUUUACAGAAGAAUUGUGUUUAAAACCAAACAAAUGAUGAAAAAUCUGGAAGUGUUUUCAGUAACUGAGUUGCAGGGUGAUCCACUGAAGCUUUUCAGCUUUAAACAUACAAAUUCAACUGCUGGCUGUUAAAUUUAUUCUCCUACAUAUAUAAUUAAUUCAUAAAAUUACUGUUUGUUCCAUGGAGGGCUCAAACCAAUCACGAAUAAGAAAGAAGUAGUUAGUGAUUUUAUUGUCUUACAACUGUUAUAGAGACUAAACUAUUCCACACCUUUUCUAUACAAGCGUUAGAUGAAAUGUUCGAUUCAGUGUCUGGUUGUAUAAUUCCCCCUUCUCCUCAGAGUUUGUUGCUGAAUAUUUAGCAUGCCAGAAGAAGAACAAUUAUAUUUCCUGUUAUUUACAAAAUUUUGUGGAAUUUAUUUUACUCCUAUUGCUCUUGUAACAAAAUAAGAAAAGAGUUGUUUUUUAACAGGAUAGUGUUUCAGAUACUACAAUUGGAUUCCAGUGCUGUUGCUCCAAAGACUUCAUCUAACUGAUUUGCUUUACACACCUGCAGACCCUCACAAAUCAGCCCAGCACUGCCCUCAAAAUUGUACCUCAGGGUAAUUUUGAAAUGCAGUCAUGCAUCUUCAGUCUUUCCCUUUGUCAUCUUCUGUCUAAACCUGCAGAUUGGUACAGAUUUUGGAAAUGGAACAUUAAGUAUGUUUAACUAGUGUUAAAAAUGUUUUGCCUCCAUUUAUAGCUAGGUUCCAAACUGUAACUGUCUCCCAAGUCUGCAAUCUUGUCAUACUCCAAUGAUAAAGGAGCACUGGCGAAGUUCUUGUUACAAUAACUCUUUUUUUAUUUUACUAAGCAAGAGACUGUUAUAAACAACGAUUUUCUUUUUUAUUUCUUGUUUGAAGAAAUUAAUGACCACACCUGGCAAAGUAACUGAGGAACACAACAGGAAAGGAAUGAUGAUUCCUGAAAUUUCUGCGUUGAAAAAUGCAGGAAAAUCAUUACCAAACUCAGUGAUGUAUGAGCAAGUGUCAGGUGAAGGCUGGCUAUGCAACUAUUGUAGUUAAAUUUUGCUUUCUACAAUACCCUCUGAAGAGCUGAUCCUCUGUGGAUCUCAGAUCUCUUCAUGACCACAGUUCUGCACCUCAGGCACUAAAGGAACUGUUUCCCCUCUCAAGGCUCACGCUGUUGCCACCUCCUUUGCACCACCUCUAUUGCCUGUACAGCUGGUGAAGCUGCUUGUGCUGAGUACGCAGGGAGAGCUGGAGGGGAGGGGUGCAAACAAACCCAGCCUCUCCAGCAGUACUGGGGUUAACUGAGCACAGAGCCAGAUCACAAAGCGUGGGGAUGGCAGCUUGCAUACAGCUUCUGUAGUUUCCAGUACUGAUCCCAGUCACAUCUGUUAGGAGCAGUGUAAAACUCACCUCCUGUCAGAGCAUCACAGAAGUGUUUGGUUUGGAAGAGACUUCAAAGGUUGUCUAGUUCCAAAUCCCUAUCAGGGAGGCACUUUUCACCAGAAGAAGUUGCCCAUCCAACCUAUCUUGAACAUUUCCAGGGAUGACUGCUCUCAAACUCCAGUGGCUAGCACCAUACCUUUAGGUAGGAUUGUGAAGUUAAGAGAUAGAAGUUUCCUUGUUCAUCAUUGUUCUAGUGAUUCACAUUUUAUUUCAUUUUAAAUUAAAUAUUUUGAUGGCAUCUGUUUAAAGUUCCUGCUGACAACAUCAUGAUUUGGGAUUGGCAACUGUUGUACAGCAGUGAAUUAAUUUUAAACAGUAUAAUUAAAUUCUUUCGUUGCAUCUACACAGUGCUGAUUCUCCCCAAGAGAGAUCCAGGCUCUCUUUAACUAAAGCAACACUUAGCAAACAGCAGUGUAAAGCUUCUACAUCCUUGUUGUCAAGGCUAAGAACAUUGGUUAGCUUUCAUUAGCAAUGUGUGCAACUGCAGGCAGGGCUGAGAAGACAGAAGGGUAUUUGAAAAGCUGUACAUCACUCACCAGUGUGUUUUAAGAGGUUUAUGUCUGCUAACAUAAUGCUGUUGAUUUUGCAAAUAUUUAAUGUGUGCUUAAUGAUCUGACUAUAUGUGGCCUUUUUGCUUCAGUAGAGCUCUUUAUUCUCCAAAAGAUUCAAUAUACACCCAGGUGUUUGCAGAAUCAGAGCCUAAUAUUGCAAUGCCUAUUAUCCUUUGUUUCACAAUAUAUUCUGGCACUCUUUUUUACCAUGGCCAAAAAAGUAUGUAUGGGAUGUAUGUUUGAGCAACUGCAACUGUUCUAGUUGAUGUUAUAGCAACCCUUCAGUUAUCUAUGCAUUUUUUUAUAAUACCUAGUAAUUCUGUAGGCUGGCAGCCAUGUUCACUAUGCCUUGUAUGUCUGAUGCCAUAUUCUAACUUAACCUGUUAAAUAUAGCUUAAAUAUUUUUAUUUUAUUUAUUCUAUUUUUACUGAAAUAUCCUCAUUAUUAUGUUGA